Camellia sinensis is the source of this 477-nucleotide messenger RNA. The record is from RefSeq and is a predicted model, not a curated record. NCBI's taxonomy places the organism in Eukaryota, Viridiplantae, Streptophyta, Magnoliopsida, Ericales, Theaceae.
AUGGAGGAUGGUUUUUCAGCUCUUCCACCUAAAGUCCCAGAUGUUGGGAAUCUAGGGAGUGAGAUACCUGGUCUGGAUUCAGCUGUUCACAGUGUUGGAUUGGCUGAAACACCCAUCGUUUCAUCAUUGGCACCGACUGAUUUAGAAGAUGCCAGUCAGGAGCAAGGCACUAGUUUGGGUAGUUCAGUAAUGGAAUUAGUUCCAUCGAUAUCAACCGAUAGGUCUGAGGAACUUAGCCCCAAAGUAACUGUCACGGAUACGGCGUCGCCGGGGACACCAACUGGGCAUUUUGCAGUCUACGUGGGGGAGGAGAGGCAGCGGUUCGUGGUGCCGACAGGGUUUCUCUCUCAUCCUCUGUUCAAGAUGCUGUUAGACAAAGCUUAUGAUGAGUUUGGGUUCCAGCAAAGAGAUGGGUUGGUGGUUCCUUGUAGCGUGGCGGCGUUUCAAGAGGUGGUGAGUGCUGUUCAGCGAAGAUGA